This is a messenger RNA of Pseudogymnoascus verrucosus, 1765 nucleotides long. RefSeq lists its product as uncharacterized. Gene Ontology annotation, molecular function: zinc ion binding; DNA-binding transcription factor activity, RNA polymerase II-specific. The record is from RefSeq and is a predicted model, not a curated record. The transcript has a single exon. The coding region runs from base 73 to 1563 and encodes 496 amino acids. Gene Ontology annotation, biological process: regulation of DNA-templated transcription. NCBI's taxonomy places the organism in Eukaryota, Fungi, Ascomycota, Leotiomycetes, Thelebolales, Thelebolaceae.
AACAAAUCGCCAACCACACUAAGGCGGCCUACGUCUAGUAUUAUAUAUGAACAAUAAUGAGUGAACAGUCCGAUGACAGACGAGGCAACAAAUUCUAGCAGCCAGCGCCUGCGUGCCUGUGAUGCGUGCCGGCGCCGCAAGGUUCGAUGCAAUGGCCAGCAACGAUGUCAACAGUGCAAUCAUCUGAAUCUAGCGUGCAUCUACUCAACAAAUACCAAAGGGCUAUCGAGGAAGAAUGCCGCCCAGAGAGGGACGAUUAUUGAUUCGUGUAGGACCAAUGCAACUAGAACUCUAACUGGAACCGUAACCCGCUCUACCUCGAGCUCGAUCGUGGGUAGCAUAGCACCAAUUCAUCAGCCAUACAGCACAAUUCACAUUCAUCCUGAUCCGUCGUUUUUUACCUCUUUGGUCCCCGAGUAUAUGUCGUCAGUCUAUCCAGUGAACCCCGUCAUCACGGAAAGCGAAGUACGGCAUUGCAUUCAGCGGAUAGGAUGUGACAGGGAUGGAACAUCUUUUCUGUACGCUUAUGCUGCCGUAACCAUAAACCUAUCCAGGAUCGAUAACGUCCAAUUCGCACCAGACGUCCAAGAGCAGAUUGGCGACCUGCUCACCAAAUCCUUUGAGCAUCGGGACCAGCUUGGUCUUAGCGAGCGACCAACAAUGCUGCGUGUCAUGAGUUCGCUGUUCAUCGAGAUCUGUCUAAUGGGUCUGCGUAAACCCGAUCUGGCAUUCACGUAUCUUCGUGAAACCAUCUCGCUACUGUACAUGCUUCACGUUGACAAGCCCGAAGUUAUGAGCUCCCUGCCGCCACACGAGCGAGGUAGGAUAGAACGGGCCUUCUGGGAAUGCUUCAUCCAUGAACGCUUCACAGCCCUGACCGAGUUUAAGCCCAUCUGUCUGUACCCUCUACACACACCUCCGUCCCCUGACCCGUUGUUACCUCCUUCGUUGGAUCUCGGAUGGAGACUACUGAUUCAGACCUUCUCGCUCGUUGAUCGGGAAUUCGUGGACCUUUGGCUAGGGGACCGCUCGCAGGUCACGUCAGAGUUCAUCGAGCGGAAGCACCAUCAGCUAGAUGAAUGGCAAUGGGAGGUCGAGGUACCGACGCUGUCGCCCAUGCAGAAGGCAGACCUGAUCAUCACCCGCCAGUGGUUGCGCACUGUGACUUGGCAGAUGGCCAUUUCCAACAUCCAGCUGCCGGCCGAGAACCAGUCCGAGUCGCUGUCGCUGUCGCUGCCGCUCCGACUCUCGAGCGAGCUACGGCAGUUUCUGGCGCACAUGUCACACGAAGACGUGGGGAUACACGGCUCCGGUAUCCUGAACAAGCUAUUCGAGAUCACAAAUACCAUUGCAGACGUCGUGAUCCACUUGCCACAAGCUUCGACUAGCGACACGCUACAGCGGGUGGACGACAUCCUGGCGCUCAAGCGGUUCUUGUUCUCAUUUGACAGGAUCGAAAGAAUCCACAAAACCAUCAUGAUGGAGAAGAUGGAGAGAAUGAAACAAGUAUACCCUGCGAUGGCCGAGAUCGACCUGCUCGUAAACUCGCCCACCAUGCUAUGAAUUACGACUAGAUUUGAGCAUUUUCCUACAUAUUUAUACCACAGCUAGGAAGUAUAGAAUUAUUAAUUGUAUUAUUCUUAGCAGUCGUCGGGACCUUAACUUUGCACAUUUCCUUUUGAGGUGAAGGGUUCAGUUGUAAAUAUGUAGCAUAGAAUAUUACUAGGCGCGUCAGUCUAGAGUUGUGAACAAGGAUGAUAUUGGA